CUUUUCGUGCCGGUAUCGUUCCGCAAACAUGGUGAACGUUCCUAAAACGCGCCAGACCUUCUGCAAGAAGUGUGGCAUGCACCAGCCCCACAAAAUAACACAGUAUAAGAAGGACAAAGACUCCCUCUAUGCCCAGGGGAAACGGCGUUAUGAUAGGAAGCAGUGUGGCUAUGGUGGGCAGACUAAGCCUAUUUUCCGGAAACAGGCUAAAACUACAAAGAAGAUUGUGCUGAGGCUUGAGUGUGUGGAGCCCAAUUGCAGAUCCAAGAGAAUGCUGGCUAUUAAGAGAUGUAAACAUUUUGAACUGGGAGGAGAUAAGAAGAGAAAGGGCCAAGUGCUCCAGUUCUAAUCUUCAUUCUCAGCUUUGUUACAAAUUGAAUAAAGU
Ochotona curzoniae (black-lipped pika) is the source of this 385-nucleotide messenger RNA. Its product is annotated as 60S ribosomal protein L36a-like. The transcript has a single exon. Bases 29 to 349 code for a protein of 106 amino acids. NCBI's taxonomy places the organism in Eukaryota, Metazoa, Chordata, Mammalia, Lagomorpha, Ochotonidae. Gene Ontology annotation, molecular function: structural constituent of ribosome. The record is from RefSeq and is a predicted model, not a curated record. Gene Ontology annotation, biological process: translation. Gene Ontology annotation, cellular component: ribosome; cytosolic large ribosomal subunit.